AUGAUGACAAGUAAUAGAGAAAAAGAAAUUUUGCUUGCUGUACUCAAUAGGUACAAAGAAAUGCCUCAUCUAUGGCAGAAGACUCACAAAGAAUAUAUGAAUAGAGAUAAAAGAGAAGUAGGGUUCAAGAUUCUUCUGAAAAUUUACAGAGAAUUCGAUGCGCAUGCAACCAUAAAAUAUUUAAAGAAAAAAAUUGAGAAUAUGCGUACCAGUUACAUCAGAGAACUAAGAAAGAUGAAAGAAUGUCAGCGCACGGGGAAAAUCUAUUCAUCAAAUUUGUAUUACUUUGAUGCUCUGAGGUUUAUUGGCGAUAGCGAUGGUUAUUAUGCGCCAAAGAUAGAACCUGCAGAGAUAGAGGGUCACUCGCCUGCACUAUCAUCAGACGCAGACAGCGAUUACCAACCAAAGCCCACUUCAUCCGCACAGAAGAAAAAAAAGAUAUCCCAACCAGUCGCUGAUACGAAAGUCAACAAUCAAGUAACAACAGAUGUGCUUCUUCAGAUCCAAGAUGAAAAGUGGGAUGCCAUUGGAAGAUCACUAGGCCUCCAGCUCCGAGACCUGGACAAAGACCAACAAACUGUUGCUCAUAAGCUGAUAAACGACGUUAUGUAUUAUGCCGAGAGUGGAAUGCUGUCUCCACAUUGCUCAAUAUGUCUGGACACCACCCUAGGACACACCUUGAAUAUUGAAUAUGAUUCUCCAUCUGAGGAGAGUAGACAUUUGGAUAUAGAUUCUAUGGAUCCUAUCAUACCAUAG
Messenger RNA from Arctia plantaginis, 756 nucleotides. NCBI's taxonomy places the organism in Eukaryota, Metazoa, Arthropoda, Insecta, Lepidoptera, Erebidae. The record is from the annotation of a GenBank genome assembly.